CAACUCGGCCACCCUCAUCGCCAUCACGGUUGUGGCUUUUCCCUUCCCGAAAUCCCUACCCCGGACUACUCGGAUCUCCCUUGCUUCAGUCGUACACGGUCUUCAGCCUAACACCGUACCCUCGGAGCUGAGACCCCGGGGACUCCCCGCCAAUUCCCCCGCAAUCCCGCACUGGACCCUGGUACAGCAGAACCCAUCAGCAUCAAGUGUCACGAGUUCGUGUUGAGUCUUGCUUGCUGUCACAGUCGCAGCCCUUGCCAGAGUCACUAUCACGGCUCGUACUUGGUGGUUUACUAAAGUACUCACCGGCAAAUGAGCAGCCCGGAUGUUCGAAUGAUGUCCUCUCAGGAUGCGCCAGGCUCAGCCGGACUCGCCCCCGACAACAUCGCCGCUUCGUUACCGUCCAAGAAGAAGUCCAGGCGAGGCGCUGACCCUGCCAACCAAAAGCGAAGAUGCGUGAGCACGGCCUGCAUCGCCUGUCGGAGGAGGAAGUCCAAGUGUGACGGCGCCCUUCCGAGCUGCGCGGCCUGUGCCAGCGUCUACGGUACCGAGUGCAUCUAUGACCCCAACUCGGAUCACCGCCGCAAAGGCGUCUACCGGGAGAAGAACGAUAGCAUGAAAGCCCAGAACGCCACGCUGCAGAUUCUAAUAGAGGCCAUUUUGAACGCUUCCGAGGAAGAUGUGCCCGACAUUGUUAGGAGGAUUCGCACCUGUGACGACCUUGACGCAGUAGCCGAGUCCAUCCUCAGGGAUGAGAAGAACGCGACAGCAACCAACGACAAUGAUUACAGCGAUGAACCCACACAACUUGGCGGAGACGAUGCUACCACCCAGGUCGUUGAGGGCGAGAGGGACUUGGCCCGCAAGAUGGGAGAGCUGCGUAUCGAAAAUGGUUCUGUCCGUUUCAUCGGCGGCACCUCGCAUCUCAUAUAUCUCGGUGAACCGACAGAUGCCCCAGAAGAACCAGAGCUUGAAACUCACCUGUCGACCGGCGAUGAGGAUCCAAUCACCACCUGGACAGAGGUUACCAAGGAUCCUCAGCUAAUAAUUCAUCUCAUCAACAUGUACUUCAACUGGCACUACCCCUACUUCACCACUCUGUCUAGGAGCUUGUUUUAUCGGGAUUUCAUCAAGGGAAAGCCGGUUGGUCAACCACGCUCCACUGUUUACUGUUCGUCGCUGUUGGUCAAUGCCAUGCUCGCUCUUGGCUGUCACUUUACAAGCGUCGACGGUGCCUUUGCGGUGCCUGGGGACAGCAGGACCAAGGGUGACCACUUCUUCGCCGAGGCCAAGAGACUGAUCGUUCAGAACGAUGAGUACGAAAAACCAAGGCUCACUACCGUGCAAGCUUUGGCGCUCAUGUCAGUGCGAGAAGCAGGCUGCGGACGGGAAGCGAAAGGCUGGGUAUACAGCGGUAUGAGCUUCAGAAUGGCCCAAGACAUUGGCCUAAAUCUAGACAUUGGAUCUCUGGAUGAAAAGGAGGUGGAUGCGCGGAGGAUCACCUUUUGGGGUUGCUUUCUGUUUGACAAGUGCUGGUCAAACUAUCUGGGACGGCUACCACAGCUUCCCAAAAACACCUACAACGUUCCGAAGUAUGAUGUGUUUCCAGACGAAGAUGCUGAGCUGUGGUCCCCCUAUACCGAUGCAGGCUUCGACCAGUCUUGCAAGCAGCCAUCCCGGACACGGGCUAUAGGCUUACAACUGUCGAAACUCUGCGAGAUCAGUAGUGAUCUCUUACUAUUCUUCUACCACCCAAGUCAUAUUGGAAGAUCGAGCGGCAAGUCAGCUGAGCUCAAAAAGCUGAGCGAACUUCAUCGGCGUCUGGAAGACUGGAGGACGGAACUGCCAAAGGAAUUCGAACCAAAAGAUGGGCAGUUACCAAAUGUCAUUCUGAUGCACAUGUUUUACCAUCUACAAUACAUCCAUCUCUUCCGACCCUUUCUAAAGUAUACAAAGGAGGCUUCGCCCCUGGAAAAGGUCCAGCCCCGAAGGAUAUGCACAACUAACGCUAAUAGCAUAUCCAAACUCAUGCGACUGUACAAAAAGCUAUACAACCUCCGGCAAAUAUGUAACAUUGCCGUGUACAUGCUACACUCCGCCUGCACAAUACACAUGCUUAACUUGCCAGAAAAGACUGCCAGACGGGAUAUAACCCACGGAGUUAAACAAUUGGAGGAGAUGGCUGAAGACUGGCCUUGUGCGCGGAGAACAUUGGGUGUCAUCAGCGUUCUAGCUCGAAAGUGGAAUGUAGAGCUACCCGAGGAGGCCGCCAUCGUUUUGAAAAGGACAGACGAAAAGUACGGAAUGUUUAGCACUUCCGAGGUCCCCUCGCCCAACAGGACGGCCCCCUCUCUCGCUCCAUCCUCGCCGGCACCUCCUUACUCUCCACAAGCGUCUCUGCUUCUUUCUACAUCAGCCGCCGCAGUACUGGAACAACAACCCUACAGUCCAAUGACGCUAUAUAGCCAUCCGACGCCUCCACAUCUUGCCCCUGAAAGUAUAUCCGAUCCCAGAAUGUCACCCGAUCUCGUCGCCUUCUCCGACCUGCCUGGGGCGUCAGCUCCCAUCAUCCCUCAACAACAGCAAAACAUGCAGACCAUGUCUGGCCUAAGCCAAAACCACAUGCUUCAUCAACACCACCAGCACCACCAGCACCACCUAGAGAGCCAACAUCAACCCCAACAGCCACACCUCAACCACAUGAGCUACCAGCAGCAGCACAACUUGCUCACCCACCCGGUGAGCGCCUCAUCCAUGUCCAUGAGCGACACCCUCGCCACCAUUACCGCAUGGGGUAUGCCGACCUCGUCACCCGGCAGCGGCAACGGCGGCAUGUCCCAACCUCCUCAGAGUCAGCAACAACACUAUCCAACCGUAAACACUGUGAAGCCGACGGCAGCAGCAGCACAAACUUUUAGUCCAGUCCAAUUACACGCAAACAACCUAGCGACGACAACGACCAACCGCAACAACCAUAACCCCAACAACAAGGGCAUCGGAAGACAAGUCAGCCCCAGUUCUAUCUACGCCAUUGAUGGACAGGACUGGUACCUGAAGGACGGAGUUACGUGGCAACAAGGCUUUCAGGGGUGGGAUUUGGAGGGUGUCGGGUCGGUCAGAUCGGGGACAGCAGCAAAAGCAGGCGUCGGCACUACUAGUGGCCCCCCUUCUAUUGCCGUUAGUGGUCCUGGUAGUGAUGCUGGUAGUGCCAUGGCAGGGCUAGGUCGGGGGAAUGUUAGUGGUGGUGGUGGUGCCAGGCAACACCAUCAACAGCAGCAGGCUAAUAUGUUCGCCUUUCAUCACGGGGCUGAAAGAGGAGGGAAUGGUGUUGAAUCGACGGGGAUGGGGAUGACGACGGUAGGGGGAGGAGGAGGGGGGUUCGAUCCGAUGGGGGGAUCGGGGUUGAUGGAUGAUUUGGUGGGUCUAGAGGAAUUGGGAAGUUUGGACAGUUUGGGGCAUUUACCUGGGCUGGAUUGAGUUUGUUUAUCCUCACAGUUUUAGAAUCGAAGGAAUUGGGGAAAUGGGUGAAUAGAUGGGGGUGGAAGAAAGACAUACUAUAUACCCAAGGUGGAGAGUAAAUGUCACUAAGCCGUUACAUACACAUUUUUUUGUUCAGA
Molecule: messenger RNA, 3617 nt
Organism: Neurospora tetraspora
Lineage: Eukaryota; Fungi; Ascomycota; Sordariomycetes; Sordariales; Sordariaceae
Product: nitrogen assimilation transcription factor nit-4
Exons: 2
Coding region: 313-3477 (1054 amino acids)
Biological process (GO): DNA-templated transcription; regulation of DNA-templated transcription
Molecular function (GO): DNA binding; zinc ion binding; DNA-binding transcription factor activity, RNA polymerase II-specific
Source: RefSeq, a predicted model, not a curated record